GCUUGCCCACCAACCACCAUGAAGUCGAUCUUUGCAGCUCUCGGACUGUUGAUCAUCGCUGGCUUGAUCCACGACUCUGACGCCAGGGGAGGAAGUUCCUGCCGAUGCGCCAGAUGGUGUAACAAGAAAUACGAAUUCGCAAACGGUAGAUGCGGGAAAUGGGGCGGUGUUGUCUGUUGUAGACGCUACUAUGGCGGAUAUGGAGGUGGCAGCGUGGGAUACGGUUCAGGAUUCGGUUCCGGUUUCGGUUCAGGUUUCGGUUCCGGAUAUGGAAAUGGUGGAUACAGCUGGGGCGGUAAAGGUGGAUGGGGUGGAUCCGGAGUUGGCAACUGGGGAUACGGUUCUGGAUUCGGAAAUGGCGGCGGAUACGGUUGGGGCGGCAAAGGUGGAUGGGGUGGAGCCGGCGGCUGGGGUAACGGCGGAUACGGUUCCGGAUUCGGAAACGGCGGAUACGGUUCCGGAUUCGGAAACGGCGGAUACGGUUCCGGAUUCGGAAACGGCGGAUACGGGUGGGGUGGUAAAGGUGGAUGGGGUGGAGCCGGCGUCUGGGGAAACGGCGGAUACGGUUCCGGAUACGGUUCAGGAUAUGGUUCCGGAUACGGAAAUGGCGGAUACGGCUGGGGUGGUAAAGGUGGAUGGGGUGGAGCCGGCGUCUGGGGAAACGGCGGAUACGGUUCUGGAUACGGCUCAGGAUACGGUUCCGGAUACGGAAACGGCGGAUACGGCUGGGGCGGUAAAGGUGGAUGGGGUGGAAGUGGUUAUGGAAACGGUGGUUGGGGCUACGGAGGCGGCCGUUUGGGUGGAGGCUACUACGGCAAGAAGUAAUUCUACACCACGUGGACUACAGACAUUCAGACGAACUCCUUACCGACUUAGUGUUUCAUGUAUUUAUUUCAAUUGAAUAAAUAUCAUUAUUAUUAAAAAAA
This is a messenger RNA of Mya arenaria, 926 nucleotides long. RefSeq lists its product as uncharacterized. The coding region runs from base 19 to 825 and encodes 268 amino acids. Lineage: Eukaryota; Metazoa; Mollusca; Bivalvia; Myida; Myidae. The transcript has 3 exons. The record is from RefSeq and is a predicted model, not a curated record.